AUGUACCUUAAUGACCUUCAUGUAAGCAAUUACUAAAUAUAAUCACCUGUUGGAGAACAGAGAUUACUGUAUCAAGAGGCAUUUGGUCAAAUAAAAUUAAAACAAAUUAAUACACAGUCUAAGUUGAAAGACAUAUUAUUGAAAGCUAUUACUAAAUUAAGAAAAUAUACAAAAAUAAAGAAUAUAUACUUACUUAGUAAACAUUAAUUGCUAGCAUUUAAUGAUAUAUCUAGUUGUCACAAUUAAUUUGUAAAAAAAGAGAAGGAGACUUCUCAAUUUGAAAAAUAAUAUUACUAAUACAAAUAGUAGAAUCUUAGUUUAUAAUUGAUAGUAACAAAUCUAAUGAAUAUGGUUAGAAUGUAAGGUUUAAGAAGUAUAAAAGCAAGUCAUCCUUUAUUAAUAUUUUGGAGCUUUUUAAAAUUUUUAUUAGUUUUACAUUUAUGCUUUAUUUUUCCAUUGUCAGAUUCAUUCAUCUUUUAAUUAGAUGAAUUUAUUCAGAUUUAAUAACCAAUAUUUUUUAUAGAAAUAGUAAUAUUAGCAAUAGAUAUUAUAAUGAGAUUAAAUGUACAAAUUUACAAUAAGGGUACUGUGAUUACAUAAACAAGAUAAAUAAUAGUAUAAUAUUUUAAGAAAGAAUUUCUAAUAGAUUUUGGAGGAUUACUUGGAUUGUUGGCAUUCUUAUUUUCUUAAUUUACACCAUUAAAAUAUUUAUUUAUACUUAAAAUAAAGGAAUUAUCAAAUUUUAUGGAAGUAUUUAAAUAUGAAAUUGAUCCAAAAGGUAAAUUUAAGAGUCAUUUAAAAUUAAUGACAUUAUUAAUAACUGUUGUAUUAUUGGCUCAUUGUUUUGCUUGUGUUUGGAUAGGAAUUGGUUAACAUUCAAUGAAUAAUAAUUGGAUAGUCUAAAGAGAUUUACAUAAUUCUCAUUGGUUAGAGAUAUAUUUGAAUGGAUUGUAUUUUGCAAUUACUACAAUGACUACAGUUGGAUAUGGAGAUAUUACACCAAUAAAUCCAUAUGAAGUUUCUGUUAGUAUUUGUUUAACUUUAUUCUCUUCAUGCAUAUUUGCUUAUGUUUUUAAUACAAUAACUUCAAUUUUAAAAGAUCUAGAUGCAAAUAAAAGCAAAAUCAAACAUGAUCUAGAAAUCUUAAGUUUGUAUAUGAAGAAACGAAAUAUAGAUUCAGAUUUGUAAAAGAGAGUUGAGAAGUACUAAAUUAAACAUAAUUAGCAGUUAUCUUAGAUUAGUUUAUAAACAUUAACCUUCAGUUUAAGAGAAAAAGAUCUUCAAUAAAUUAAGUCCUUAAUUAAGAUAAGAAUUAAAUGAAUAGGAUAAAGGUGUUAUGUUAUUGAAACAACCUGCUUUAGUAAACAAUUUUUCAUUAAAAUUCUUGAGAGAUCUAAUUGAAAGCAUUUAAGAAAUAAAUUUGACUCCAAAUGAAUAAUUACCAAAUGAUUAAGGUUUGAAUAUACUUUAGAAGGGAGAACUUAAAUUGUUUUUUGGUGAUAAUUAAACAUUAGUAGGAUAUUUGAAACCAGGUGAUGGAAUUGGUGUAAAAUCUUUAUUUAAUGGAAAUAAUUAAAAUACUAGAUUAAGUUGUAAAAGUGAAGGUUUUUCAUAAGUUUAUUGGAUUUCUUAAAAUGAAUUUUUUAAGAAAUUAAAAGAUACAGAUUUAGAUUAAUAUUAUUAAAUUAAAGAUAAGAUUAUGUAAAAUAAUCAUGAUAAUUUAUAUGAGAAAUGUUUAUUAUGUAGAAAAUUUGGACAUGAGAUUUGUGAAGACAUUUAUUUUAAUUUAAAUAAAGAAUUAAUUUUAGCUAAAUAUAGACAUUCUGUAAAUCAUGAAAGGAAAAUUGGAUUUAUUAGAAAAAGAAAAAAUAAAUACAGAGUCUUUUAGUCUUUGGAUAUUAAAAGAUAAAGUGCAACAUAAUGUUAUUAAAAGUCUAUGAAAAGUAUGAAGAUGUCUGAAAGAUUUAAGGAAGAAGAUGAUGAAAUAUCUGAGAGUUAAAAAAGCGAUGUAAAAGUAUAAUAAUAAACAAGAGUCAUAUGAUGAAUUAGAAGAAUAAAGGCAUUUUCUAGAUGAAUAGAAGGAUAACAUAACAGUAUAUAUUGACAGAGAGAAUUCUAUAAAAGAUUAAAAUAAAGAAGAUAGAAAGAUUUUAAGAAACAAAGCUAAAGGUCCAUCAUUAGUGAGAAUGUUGCAAAAUUUUUCAUCUUUAAAAGUGUGGCAAGAUGAUUUAUUUAUUCUAGCUGAUUUUGAUAAGAUGAAAUGUUUUCGGAUGUACUAUCCAACACAUAAUUUUGAUCAAGUUAUUAAGUAUUAUAAUUAAAAGAGAAAAAAAAUUAAUAAAACUCUAUUAAAAGUUUUAUAGAAAUGA
This is a messenger RNA of Paramecium pentaurelia, 2369 nucleotides long. The record is from the annotation of a GenBank genome assembly. NCBI's taxonomy places the organism in Eukaryota, Ciliophora, Oligohymenophorea, Peniculida, Parameciidae.